This is a messenger RNA of Wasmannia auropunctata (little fire ant), 944 nucleotides long. Its product is annotated as barH-like 2 homeobox protein. The transcript has 3 exons. Bases 8 to 649 code for a protein of 213 amino acids. Gene Ontology annotation, biological process: animal organ development; regulation of transcription by RNA polymerase II. Gene Ontology annotation, molecular function: RNA polymerase II cis-regulatory region sequence-specific DNA binding; DNA-binding transcription factor activity, RNA polymerase II-specific. NCBI's taxonomy places the organism in Eukaryota, Metazoa, Arthropoda, Insecta, Hymenoptera, Formicidae. Gene Ontology annotation, cellular component: nucleus. The record is from RefSeq and is a predicted model, not a curated record.
UCUACAGAUGGUUCGAGGUGCCGAAAGAUUCGUUAGAGCUCAAGACUCGGAGAACGAUUCGGCGGUUCAUUCGGAUUCCGAGGACACCAUCGAUCCUGGCAGUAGCCCUUGCACGCGUUUAGGUAGUCCUCCAAUGGCGCUUUCGCCAUCGCCCGGUCCAGCUACCACGUCUGGGAAAUCCUGCGGGGUGAUUGCCAAUAGUGCACCGCCAACCGGCAGGAAACCACGAAGACGACGAACCGCUUUUACUCACGCUCAGUUAGCAUACCUCGAGAGGAAAUUCCGUUGUCAAAAAUAUCUCAGCGUAGCGGAUCGCAGCGAUGUCGCAGACGCUUUGUCGCUCUCGGAGACCCAAGUGAAGACGUGGUAUCAAAACAGAAGGACAAAGUGGAAGCGGCAGAACCAGUUACGAUUGGAGCAGCUGCGUCAUCAAGCUACCGUCGAGAAGGAUCUUCUGGUGCGCAGCGUGGGUCUCCAUCACGGUAGUAUAGAUGCUUAUUGCUCGCCAUAUAACUCACAAACGCAAACCAGUCAUCCGCCACCACCGCCGCCGCCGUCAGCACCAUCCACCGCUUCCACGGCAGCGUUUCUCUCGACGGCGGCCGCGCUUUUCCGAAAUGUCACCUACGUUCAUGGCUGUCCUCUCUAACACGCGUAAUUUUGAAGGUCUCAAAAUUGUUUCUGAAUCACAGCGAGCAAUUUAAUUAUGUUUCCGAAGAAACAUUUCGACGAACUACAUAACUUGUGCCGUGAGUGCUAAGCUAACUCACAAUCAGUCAAAAUUAUCUCGGAUUCAUCUUUCGUUUUUUCGGGAUUUCCCAUAAUAUUUUGUGAAUUAGUUGGAAAGCAUUAACAAAUCGAUUUAUGUAAUGAAAGAAAUAUUUACAUUACUGUUUUUUUCUUUUUUGUAUUAUAUCUUUCUUAUUAUGUUACGUUUAAAAUUU